Drosophila hydei is the source of this 2067-nucleotide messenger RNA. RefSeq names its product activating transcription factor 3 (gene Atf3). Gene Ontology annotation, biological process: regulation of transcription by RNA polymerase II. Gene Ontology annotation, molecular function: DNA-binding transcription factor activity, RNA polymerase II-specific; RNA polymerase II cis-regulatory region sequence-specific DNA binding. The coding region runs from base 117 to 1973 and encodes 618 amino acids. The record is from RefSeq and is a predicted model, not a curated record. Lineage: Eukaryota; Metazoa; Arthropoda; Insecta; Diptera; Drosophilidae. Gene Ontology annotation, cellular component: nucleus. The transcript has 3 exons.
GCGCUUUUUUUCAUAAUAAAUCUUAUUAUUAUUAUUAUUAUUAUUGUGUGUUGAUUCGCAUCCAAUUGGCAUUUUACGUGCAAGUCCAAUCGGAUUCCAAUACGACGACCGACAGCAUGUUCAACUCCAAUAUACCGGCCGCGGCGCUGCUGAGCAUCGAGGGCAGCGGCCCGGGCGGCCACACGCCCAAAACUCCAGAGAUCCUCAACUCGGUAAUCGCGAUGACAAAUCCAUUGGACAACUUCAACUUCAACGUGGCGAACAGCUGCAGCCAGUUGUCCGGCCCCUACGUCUCCACGCGCAACUUGUGCGGCGCUGCCAAUGGACAGUCGCAGGCGCAGUCGCAGUCGCACUCCCAGGAUAGCAGUCAUUCCAGUUGCUCGGCUUCGCCGCUCGAUUCGCCAGCGGGCGCGGCGACCACGCCCAGUGUGCAACAGACCUGUUCGCAGCUGAUCAAAGCGGGCCUGAAGCUGUCCAUUCAAAGCAAACGCAAACUGUCCACCUGUGACUCCAGCUCCGGCUCAGAGCAGCCCAACUCGAAGUGCUCGCGCCGCGACGAAGACUGCGAGGAGUCGAGCGAUGAGGACAGCGAAACAAAGUCCGUGCCGAAGGGCCUAACGCCCGAGGACGAGGAUCGUCGGCGACGACGACGCGAGCGCAACAAAAUCGCCGCCACCAAAUGCCGCAUGAAGAAGCGCGAACGCACCCAAAACCUGAUCAAAGAGUCCGAGGUGCUGGACACCCAAAACGUUGAGCUGAAGAAUCAGGUGCGCAUCCUCGAAACGGACCGCCAGCGCCUGCUCGAGAUGCUGCGCGAUCAUACGCCGGGCUGCGUCAAGCGCGGCGGCUGCCAGCUGCCCACCAAGCUGCUGCAAUCGCCGGCCUACAAGUAUCUCGCCGAACUGAAGCUGGAUGGCCUGCUCAAUGGCGAUGCGAGCAGCAGCAGCACGGCCAACACGCCCACCCAGCAGCAGCAGCAGCAACAGCAGCAACAGCAGCAGCAGCAGCAGCAGCAGCAGCGCAUGCAGAGCAUACCAUCCAUGUCUACGUUCAAUUUUGGCAGCAAAACGCCAGCGGCUAUGGCCGCAGUAGCUGCUGCACAGGCGCAGCAGUUGCAGCAGCAGCAGCAGCAGCAGCAGCAAUUGCCGAACGGCUAUUGCAAGCCCUCGCCCUCGCCGCAGGAGUUCGAGCAUGCUGGCUACCUAAGCUCACCCACGCAAGAGGCGCUCUGCCUGCCCCAGCAGCCGCAGCAGCAGCAGCAGCAGCAAGUCUCACUCAAUCCCGCCAGCAACAGCAGCAGCAAUGCCGAUAGCCUGGUGGUCAGCCAGCAGGUCUCGGACUAUGUGCCCAAUUGUGAGGGCCUCAGUUUGGGCCUGGGCCUGUCCGCCGUGGCCGUAGCCAUCACCACGCCCACCAACAGCAGCAGCAGCAAUAGCAGUCUGAGCAGCAACAGCAACAACAACAACAACAACAACAACAAUAACAACAACAGCAACAGCAGCAACAACAACAACAGCAACAACAACAGCACAGCAGCAGCAGCCGUCACAACGCUGCCGCCCGCGACCACGCCCACCAGCGCCAUAGAAUUCGUGAAGAAUGAGCUAAUUGACUCGCAGGGUCCCUACAUCACGGCGCUGAGCGCCCAGCGCUUCCUGUUCGAGCCGGACGGCUUUCCGGACAUCAAGCACGCGGUCAGCGUCCAUCCCACGAGCCUGAACAACAUGACCAGCGUGGCCAGCCUGGCCGCCCACAACAACAACAAUCACCAUCUGAUGGACUUUCACAAUGGCCUGCCGCAUGCCGUCGGCGGCAUCAUGACGCCCUGCUACGAGGACGAGCAGUUUCUGGUCAUGAAGAACAGCGCGUUCCCCAGCGAUCUGCUCUCGCAUCUGCCGGACGACGAAGUUGACUUCGUUGACUUGGAUACGGGCUCCGCCAAUUUCAUGACCAAUGGCGGUUGCCUGGCGUGAGAUCGGGCCCAACAGGCUGCCGAUCAUGAGCUGUUGCUGGCGUACGAUCAGGAGCUGCAGCUGGAUGGGCAACAGCAGCAGCAGCAGCAACGGC